GUCGGGUGUUUUUUCGACAAUGGGCAUCUCACUUUGCCAGCGAGAUUGAGGACGAAUCUUCAACAACGCCGACGAUGGCACCAGUACAAGCCCGCGUCAAGAAGGCUCCCAGGUCAUGGGACGCCCUGACGCCAACUCUUGCGCAAUGGAUUCUCGACUACCUCUCCUCAAUGGGGUAUGAACAACCGACUCCUGUGCAAAAAUCAUGUCUUGAAAUUUUUCGAGGAAACAAGGACGUGGUGGUAGAGGCAGUCACUGGCAGCGGCAAGACACUUGCUUUCCUAAUACCAGUGGUUGAAAAACUCCUUCGCUGUGAAGAACCACCAAAACGACAUCACGUCCAGGCUAUCAUCAUCUCGCCAACACGAGAGCUUGCGUCCCAGAUCUACAAUGUGCUCGUGGGUCUCAUCAAGUUCCACGCCUCUUCUGCCGACCUUCUACCCUUUGCCAAAGACGACGAGAAACGUCCUGCCACAACAGAGCCGGUAAUCGUGCCCCAGCUCCUUGUAGGAGGCACAACGAAGGCCGCCGAAGACAUGAGCACAUUUCUACGACUGUCGCCGAACCUCCUGGUGGGCACGCCGGGACGUCUUGCUGAGCUGCUAUCAAGCCCCUAUGUCAAGGCGCCCUCCUCCUCUUUCGAAGUCCUGGUCAUGGACGAAGCCGACAGGCUGCUGGACCUGGGCUUCUCCCAGGAACUCACCCGGAUCCUGGGCUACUUACCCAAGCAGCGCCGUACAGGCCUGUUCAGCGCCUCGCUAAGUGAAGCAGUAGAGAGGCUCAUCACCGUAGGCCUGCUGUACCCCCACAAGAUUACUGUGCGAGUGAAAAGCCUGAAAGAUGGCGGCAUUAUCCAAGAGAGGAAAACGCCCAUGUCAUUACAGAUGUCCUACAUCGUAACACCCGCAAGCCACAAAAUACCUGCCUUGUGCCAGCUGCUAGAAAAGGUCGAGCCGCGCCCCUCCCGCUCCAUCGUCUUCUUCUCAACCUGCUUCGCCGUCAAGUACUUCGCGCGCGUUCUCCACGGCAUUCUCCCCUCCGGCUUCUCCAUCGUCUCCCUCCACGGGAAACUCGAGCCCCAGGUGCGCGAGAAGAAUUUCGAGCGCUUCGUCAACGCCACCUCCCCGACAGUCCUCCUCACAACCGACAUCGCCGCCCGCGGCCUCGAUAUUCCCCAGGUCGACCUGAUCGUCCAACACGACCCGCCCACCGACACCAAGGUCUUUAUUCACCGCUGUGGGCGUGCCGGUCGUGCCGGGCGCCGGGGCCUGGCCGUCAUCAUGCUCCAACCCGGCCGCGAGGAAGGCUAUGUGCAGCUCCUCGACGUUCGCCAGACACCCAUCACGCCCCUCGACAAGCCCCCCAUCUCCGUCGCCGACGCCGAGGCCGAAGAAACCUCCUCCAAGAUCCGCGCCCAGGCCAAGUCCGACCGCGAGAUCUUCCAGCUCGCGCAGCGCGCCUUUGUCAGCUGGGCGCGCAGCUACAUCGAGCACCAGGCGACGUCCAUCUUCCGGGUGGCCGACCUCGACUGGGUCGACCUCGCCAAGGGCUACGGCCUGCUCGAGCUGCCCAAGAUGCCCGAAGUGAAAGGGCUGGACCGGUCGCUUGGCCUGGCAAUCGACACGGCGAGUAUACCCUUCAAGGAUAAAGCCCGCGAGAAGAAGCGGUUGGCGGAGCUGGAGAAGUGGAAGAAGGAGAAGGCUGAGCGGGAUGCGGAGCGCGCGAACGGGAAUGAUGGCGGGGCUUCUUCGCUGAAGAGGAAGAAGAAUGAGGCUUGGAGCGGGAAGCAUGAGCAGGAGGACUUGAAGGCUGCUAGGAGGGAGAAGAAGAGGCGGAAGAGGGAGGCGAUGCGAUUGGGUCAGAUGACGGAGAAGGAGAAGGAGGAGCAGCGGAAGUUGGAGGAAUUGAUUGGUGAGGUGAGGAGGCGGAAUGCUGAGGAGGGGGUGGUGAAGAAGAGUGGUGGUGGUGGUGAGGAUGAGUUUGAGGGAUUCGAUGACUAGAAAGUGACCAUUCAAUAAACAAACGAACAAACAAACAAAUAAGUGGGUGAAAGGGAG
This is a messenger RNA of Parathielavia appendiculata, 2057 nucleotides long. RefSeq names its product DEAD-domain-containing protein. Gene Ontology annotation, cellular component: nucleolus. Bases 75 to 2000 code for a protein of 641 amino acids. The record is from RefSeq and is a predicted model, not a curated record. Gene Ontology annotation, molecular function: ATP binding; nucleic acid binding. NCBI's taxonomy places the organism in Eukaryota, Fungi, Ascomycota, Sordariomycetes, Sordariales, Chaetomiaceae. The transcript is spliced from 2 exons.